Molecule: messenger RNA, 570 nt
Organism: Mollisia scopiformis
Lineage: Eukaryota; Fungi; Ascomycota; Leotiomycetes; Helotiales; Mollisiaceae
Exons: 2
Coding region: 1-570 (189 amino acids)
Source: RefSeq, a predicted model, not a curated record
AUGUCGCGAUCUCAGGAAGCCGUCGGGCCGGGAACGGUGGAGCAUGCUCACCCAACAUCCGCACUUACUAACACCCAGUGGGCCAAGCCAAAUUUCACCCUCCCAAUUCCUUCUUUCCAAUUUCUCUUCCACUUAGAAUGCGAGAUGGAAUCUUUCCGUCAUAUCGGUGACGGUGGACACGGAGACCGCAGCACGGUGAUUUUCAAAGGCGGACGAUUCGAAGGUCCGAAAUUACGCGGGACAAUCCUCCCUGGUGGUGGAGAUUGGGAAACGAUUCAAGACCAUGAUGGUGAUCAACAGACGGCUUAUCUUGACACGAGAUACAACCUUUUGACUCAUGAUGGGGUUUGUAUAUUCUUGAAAACAACAGGGACAAGGACUGGAAAGAAGAAGAUCCUCGAGGGCUUGGGAGAAGAGGAUAAGCAUACGCCGGACGAGUAUAGGAUGAGGUUGCAUAUGACGUUCGAGAGUGGUGAUGAAAGGUACAGGUGGUUGAAUAGUAUUGUUGCUAUUGCUAGCUCGGCAAGGAAUGGGACGAGGGUUAUUUAUGAUGCGUAUCAGGUUCUGUAG